Messenger RNA from Cryphonectria parasitica EP155, 2907 nucleotides. RefSeq lists its product as uncharacterized. Gene Ontology annotation, molecular function: protein binding; catalytic activity. The transcript has 4 exons. Gene Ontology annotation, biological process: nucleoside metabolic process. The record is from RefSeq and is a predicted model, not a curated record. Lineage: Eukaryota; Fungi; Ascomycota; Sordariomycetes; Diaporthales; Cryphonectriaceae. The annotation marks the transcript as partial.
UUGGCCGCGGCGCAGGCUAUGCUGGAUAAGACACAUGAGAGCCCAUGUAGUCGUCCCAAUGACAGCAAUACCUAUACCUUCGGAAAUAUUGGCAUGCACAACAUCAUCAUUGCAUGCCUUCCAUCAGGACAGUAUGGCACCACCAACGCGGCAACCGUGGCGAACAACAUGCUUCGGAGCUUUCCCUCCAUACGGAUGGGAUUCAUGGUCGGCAUUGGUGGCGGAGUGCCUGGAAAGGCUGAUGUGCGUCUUGGGGAUAUCGUGGUGGGCGACCGAGUAAUCCAGUACGACUUCGGCAAGACUGUCCGAGAUGGUGUUUUUGAGCGGACAAGCACUCCGUACAAGCCCCCUCACGAGCUUAUGACGGCCGUCUCCAAUCUACGAGCAAGACACGAACGGCAGCUUAGCGAAAUUCCUGCUCUUCUCUCCGACAUGCUUCAGCGAAAUCCGGCAAUGACCCAAUAUUCUCGUCAUGGUGAGCUUGAAGACUUUUUAUUUGAUAGCGCAUACGAUCACCAAGAAUCCACGGACGACUGCGAGCACUGCGAUCGCGCAAAACUACUGCUACGAUCCCCCCGAAAGAACAACAACCCAGAGAUCCAUUAUGGGGUCAUUGCUUCCGGCAACCAGGUCAUGAAACAUGGGAAGACACGGGACAAGGCAGCCCAAGUUCUGGGGAUUCUUUGCUUUGAGAUGGAGGCGGCAGGCUUGACAGAUCACUUCCCGUGCCUGGUUAUUCGUGGAAUUUGCGACUAUUCGGAUUCGCACAAGAGCAAACAAUGGCAACGAUACGCAGCUGCAACAGCAGCAGCAUACACCAAGGAACUCCUUCACGUUAUACCAGCCAUUGAGACAGCAAAGCAUGUGAUAACCCCUGCUACUGAACACCGAGAGUUUUUGUUGGGUUCUCUGAGGUUCGACCAACUUGAUUCCCGAUACUCCAACAUCAAAGCGGCCUAUUAUAAAACAUGCGAGUGGCUGCUCAGACAUCCAGACUACACAGAUUGGCUGGAUCCUGCCAAAUUUGACAGCCAUCGGGGAUUUCUAUGGAUCAAUGGUAAGCCUGGUUCAGGGAAGUCGACCUUGAUGAAGUAUGCUUUCGCAAAAGCAAAAUGGAAUGCGUUUGAUGAUGCGGCUGUCAUCUCGUUCUUCUUCAACGCAAGAGGAGAUACUCUCGAAAAGACAGUGGUUGGAAUGUACCGAUCGAUUCUACUCCAGCUACUGGAGAAGCUCCCAGAUCUUCAGGAGGUUUUGGACGACCUUUGUCUCACUGCUGUGAGUCUCAAUGAAUCUUUCGUGUGGAAUGCCGAGGUGCUCCAGAAUCUUUUCUCCUCUGCAAUAGCACGACUCAACCAGCGACGUUUAACAUGCUUCGUUGACGCUCUUGAUGAGUGUGACGAGGAGCAAGUGCGAGUUAUGGUGGAGUUCUUCGAGGCGUUGGGUGAUGGUGCUAGCGAAAACGGAAGCAAGCUCUAUAUUUGCUUUUCCAGUCGUCACUACCCUUACAUCGCAAUCCAGCAUGGCCGGAAAUUGGUCCUGGAAGACCAGCUGGGUCAUGGACAAGACCUGGAGAAAUACGUGCGAGGCCGUCUCAGAGCGGGGACAGGCCGCUUGCUUGCAGAGAUCAGAGAUGAAGUCCUUCAGAAGGCGGCCGGCGUUUUCAUGUGGACUGUCCUCGUUGUCGACAUUCUCAACAAGGAAUUUGAACGAGGUCGGAUCUUUGCAGUGAAGAAAAGGUUGCAAGAGAUACCCGAUCAACUGAGCGAAUUGUUCAAAGACAUUUUGCGGAGGGAUAGCGACAACAUGGCCGAACUGCUGCUAUGCAUUCAAUGGAUACUCUACGCAAAGCAACCAUUGAGGCGCGAAGAGUUCUACUUCGCAGUCGUGUCCGGCAUAUGCCCAGAGAGCUUGGCUGAAUGGGAUCCGGAGUAUCAGAACGCAGACAGCAUGGACCGCUUUGUUCUGAGCUCUUCGAAAGGACUUGCAGAAGUCACAAAGUCUAAGCACCGAACGGUUCAGUUCAUCCACGAAUCCGUGCGAGACUUCCUUAUCAAGGAUCACGGUUUCCAUGAUCUAUGGCGUGAGCUUGGAGAAGACAUUCAGAGCUCGAGCCAUGAUAGACUGAAACAGUGCUGCCAAAUCUACCUCGGACUCGACAUCUCCGGGUACUUGGCUAAGCGUGCGAUGCGACAGCUCCUUACGGAGAAAUACCCCUUUCUCGAAUACGCCGCCCUUCAGGUGUUCUAUCAUGCCAAUGAAGCAGCGGCUGGAUUACCACAAGGCACCUUUUUGGAGCAAUUUCCCCUCGGAGCUUGGAUCAAUCUAAAGAACCUGGUCGAGAAGCGCGAAAUCCGCCGUUACACGCCAACCGCGAGUCUUCUGUAUCUUCUAGCAGAGGGCAACUGGAUCAGGUUAUUGAACACACAACUUCAACACAAUCCAAUUCUCGAUAUUGAAGGACAGCGAUAUGGCUAUCCUCUUUUCGCUGCCUUUGAAAACAAUCAUAAAGAUGCAAAUGGUCAUGAGAGUAUUGUAAGCUUGCUUCUUGAGACAGGAAAGGUUGAUGUUCAUUCGAGAGAUCACAUUUACUACACACCGAUGUUCCAUGCUAUAGAGCAAGGGCAUGAGAGUAUUGUGAAGCUGCUUCUGGAAACAGGCAAGGUGGAUAUAAACAGGGCUGAUUUAUUGGGUCGCACAGCACUCAUGCAUGCUGCAGAGAAGGGAUAUGAAGGCAUUGUGAAGCUGCUUCUGGAAACAGGCAAGGUGGAUGUAAACAGGGCUGAUUCAGAGAAUUGCACAGCACUCACAUGUGCUGCAGAGAAGGGAUAUGAAGGCAUUGUGAAGCUGCUCCUGGAAACAGGCAAGGUGGAUAUAAACAGGGCUGAUUUAUGGGGUCGCACAUCACUC